AUGCAAGACGAGAACAAUGUCGAUGUACUUGCUGGGGUCUCAGAAACGGCCGUGGAAGAUGUGGCCGCUCAUGGUAUGUUUGAGGCGCCUCCAGCCGGGACAGAGAAAGUUCCCAAGUCGCGACGGUCUAACUCCUCUGCCUCUUCUGCCAUUCCUCCUGUUCCGAAUUUUCCAGCGCCGAAGACCGAUAAGCCACGACCACACGUUUGUACAACAUGUAUGCGCUCUUUUGCUCGCCUCGAGCACCUCAAAAGACACGAGCGGUCACACACGAAAGAGAAGCCCUUCGCGUGCUCAGAAUGUACCCGGUGCUUUGCUCGGCGAGACCUGCUCCUCAGGCACCAGCAGAAACUCCAUUCUACGACGACCCCAUCAGCCAGACCGCGCCAGGGUCGCCGAGAAAGCGUUGCAGGUGGUGGUCCCAGCAAAGUCAGGAAGAACUCCAUGGCUUCUGCCAACCCCGGGAUGCGACCAAGAGCAAAUACCCUGAGCCACGUUGAUGCUGCCACAAUUGGCAUGCUGGCCAACGCCGGGCCUGCCAUGAAUCGGCACUUUGCUUCGAGCCACAACCAUCACCACAGUAUCUCAGGCAUGCCCUCAGCGGCAAACUAUUCAUAUCGUGGCAUGUCGACCCAUCAUACGCCAGGCCUUCCAAAGCUCGAAACAGGACUCCCAAUGGAUCUGUCGAGCGGAUUGCGCACUGCACCUCCCUAUGGCGGAUUUGGCAACGAUUUUCCACUUGGAUUCCCGCACAACUCGGGAAGCACCAUCAACCCUCAUGCGCUGCACAUGAGCGACAUGGAUAUGGAUCAGUCAUUGAGUUUCCAGCAGAUGUUCUAUGCAAACGGAAUGGCCAACGGCAUGAACGCUGAGGACCAUACUUUUGAUUGGAUAGCUCGAGGCUUCGAGAACCAGAUGACCUUCAACAAUCAGGGCAACGAAAAUGCGAUUGACGACUCGUCGCCCUCUGCGAUGAGCACGAAUAGUCCUUCAAACCUGCAAGACAUGGUUGGCGAUGUGCAUCCGGCAUCCACACAGCAUCAAGGUAUGACGAAUCCACAUGCAUGGGCACAGGUCAUGCCAAAUCACAUCAACACCAUGAGCAGUCCAGUGAGCAUGGAUUUCACUAAUAACUUGAACGACAUGAUGAUGGGACACAAUGGAAUGCUUUCGCCAAAAUCAAUGCUUGCGCAAAACCACGGAGUCUUUGACAUGAACUUGCCAACGCCUCCAGAUAUGGCCAGUAUUGACAUGUCGAAUUUGCCUCCAGGAAUAGUGUACAACAAUGCUUUUCAGUUGCCUGUCGGCCGCCAAGGCGGAACCUCCAGCGCUUCGACUGCAUCCAUGGACAGUUCGUUACGACAAAGCUCGGUGACGACCACGUCUGGCGAGCUUGUGACCGACAGUGUCCGCAACACCCUGGUUGCUGGGCUCUCACAGAGCAACCCGUUCAAUCAGCGCAAAUACUCGCAGCCGCUCAUCAGCUCACCACUUUCUCCCGAGUCGCCAUCAAAGGUCAAAGGGUUCAGCGCCUCAACUUUUCCAACGACACACGAUCUUCAGCGAUACGUGGCUGCUUAUGUCAAGUUCUUCCAUCCACAUCUUCCAUUCUUGCAUAUACCUUCCCUUAACUUCGAGUCCUCGGAAUAUGGCUUGCCAAAUCGCUUCAACAUCAGUCAGCCGAACUUCGGCCCAGGCAACAUGACUGGCGGCGGCAGCUGUUUGGUAUUGUCGAUAGCCGCCAUUGGUGCGGUAUACGAGCGGGAAAUGGAUGCUUCGAGGGAAUUGUUCCAAUGCGCACAUCGCUUCAUAUUCAGCUACCUUGAGAUGCGGCGAAAGGCUGACAUGCACCGGACUCAGUUUGCGCCCCGACAUACAUCCGAAUCUGAGGAGACGCCGUUGUGGCUGGUGCAGGCGAUGCUACUACAUGUCAUCUAUGGUCACAAUUGCGGUGAUAAGACUGCCGCGGAAGUAGCGAGCAACCAUUGUUCGUCGUUGGUCAGUCUCGCACGCGACGCACACCUUGCUCGCCCAUCUUCAGAGCUGCAUGGCAUGCGCAAGGGUAGCUCAGGGCCCGUCGGCCAUCAUCCCGACAUGAAUUCGUGGACUUCGAUGCUUAACGAAAGCGAAGAAAUGGAUUGGAUCGAGUGGAAGGCGACCGAAGAGCGCAAAAGGACUCUUUAUGCUGUGUUUAUUCUGUCUAGCAUGUUAGUCAUGGCUUACAACCACGCACCGGCUCUGACCAACUCUGAAAUCCGACUGGAGCUACCAUGCGACGAAGAGCUCUGGUCAGCCGAAUCGUCGCAAGCUUGGCAAGCUCUGGGAGGAGCCAAUCAUCCCAGCUCCAGAUCGAUCACCUUUGCCGCGGCACUUAGUCACCUCUUGAUGUCAUCUCAGAGGCAUCGCCGGAAGAGUAUGAGUGGUGCGCAGGGUUCUCAAGCGCCCGAGCAAGACCUCAGGCCAAGCACAUUCGGAUGCCUCAUCCUGAUAAAUGCGCUGCACAACUACAUUUGGGAGACCAGGCAGCGACAUCUUGGCAGACAAUGGACCGAGCGAGAUACGGAGCAGAUGCAUGCACACAUCGAGCCUGCGCUACGAGCGUGGGAGGCAGCUUGGGCCAGCAAUCCGACGCAUAGCCUAGAGCGACCGAAUCCCUUUGGCGCUGGUCCUCUGUCAGCCGAUAGUGUACCGCUGCUGGAUUUGGCAUAUGUGCGAUUGUACAUCAAUCUUGGCCGAUCGAAAGAGGCCUUCUGGCAGCGUGACUACAACUCGAUGGCCGAGGAAGUGGCUCGUAGCCCGGAAAUCGCGGGCUCUGAUACCGCAACAGUCAAACAAAGGCGAAAGUCGUCGACAAGUCAAGAGCACAACAGCCCAGAUACCAAGAUCUCUUCAACAAACGGAGGAGAGGUUGACAUGCACCAAUCCACUCGAAGGGAACGACAACUUCGCCGAGCAGCAUUCUACGCAUCAGAUUCCUUGCUCAUGUCAGACAAACUCGGGCUCAUUUUCGAAGAGAGCAAGUCUGAGGAAUUAACUGCGCAGUCCGCCUUAUGCGCUUUCGAUUGCGCGCAAGUCCUGUCGGAAUGGCUGACAACUGUGCAAGAGCGAGUUGGCAAGUACGUCGGAGUCCUGGGCCAAGACGAUGUCGACCUAGGUCAGGUUCCUGCUGUUCUCCUGCUGGAGGACGAGGAUCGCCAAUUGCUGGGCAAGAUUGACGAUUUCGUUCGUCGGACCGAGCAAAAGGUGCACGCCGAGGUCACGACUGUACGCGAGGGCGGCUACAGCCCACGGAUUCUCACUUUGACUGCUCAGCUACUGGAACGUGCGGCAGUCUGGCCAGUGACCAAACUCAUGGGUCAGUCGCUCGAGACGCAAGCGGCACACAUGCGGGAUCGUGCUCGAACGUCCACUGUCUCGAUACAAGACUGA
This is a messenger RNA of Cyphellophora attinorum, 3429 nucleotides long. Its product is annotated as Respiration factor 2. The transcript is spliced from 3 exons. The record is from RefSeq and is a predicted model, not a curated record. The coding region runs from base 1 to 3429 and encodes 1142 amino acids. Gene Ontology annotation, biological process: regulation of transcription by RNA polymerase II; DNA-templated transcription. Gene Ontology annotation, cellular component: chromatin. Gene Ontology annotation, molecular function: zinc ion binding; DNA-binding transcription factor activity, RNA polymerase II-specific; RNA polymerase II cis-regulatory region sequence-specific DNA binding. NCBI's taxonomy places the organism in Eukaryota, Fungi, Ascomycota, Eurotiomycetes, Chaetothyriales, Cyphellophoraceae.